UACCUCAAUGUAGCAUGUGCAAGAUUUUUGGCUUUCAACCAGGUCGCUUUUGAGUAUAUCGACUGCUAAGUCAACAGAGUAAUAUGUUUUGUGCUCGGGAUGAGUUCAGUAAAGACAUACAUGUGCACAGAGGACGGAUGUUUGUUCAAGAGUGUGCGCAAAUGGAACCUUAAUGAACAUAAAAAGAACGUACAUAGCAACCCAGCAGAUAGACCAUUGUGUGGCAUGUGUGGAAGAGAUUUCAAAAACAAGAAAGGCUUAACACAACAUCUGAAAUAUGGCCAUAACAACAGGUUGAUGUGUAGUGAAUGCCCAAAGACCUUUGGUUCACAAUCUGGAUUAGAUGACCAUUUCACCAGGCAUCACAAAGGUGAAGGAAAGGUCUUCAACUGUAAUGAAGAAGGAUGUGCGCAAUCCUUUCUUCGAAGGACUGCACUGGAAAGCCAUAUUAAUAGUUGUCAUAGAAAAUACUUCCCGUUUGCCUGUCCCAAACUUUCAUGUAAAAGAAAAUUCCCAUCUCAGACAAAAUUGAAUGCUCACAAAAUCCAAUGUGGAAAAAAAUGUUUGGUAGGCUGUAC
This is a messenger RNA of Owenia fusiformis, 578 nucleotides long. The record is from the annotation of a GenBank genome assembly. NCBI's taxonomy places the organism in Eukaryota, Metazoa, Annelida, Polychaeta, Sabellida, Oweniidae.